AUGUGUGUGAGGAUGAUACCUCCUGAAGAAGUAUCAAUUAGUACCACAGCUUCUAGUCUUCCGACAGAUGCACCAGGAGAAAUCACCACAGAAAGGACUGCCACGUCAUCAGAAACGGGUUCUCCGACUACAGGAGUCCCGGUGACAGAUACUCCUGUGACAGAUACUCCUGUGACAGAAGAUCCAACGGAUCUGUGCACCACUUGCAACAUCCAAACCAUAAAACCAGAUCCAAUCCCAACUGGUGUUGUAUUUUCUUUUGUGGAGAAUGCGGCAGAUGGAGAAUGUAUCGAAACCAAAGCGACAUGUACAAGAAAUGAUGGUAUGAUAUGUACAGAUAUCAAAAUGUUCGCAACGACUGCAACCGGGCAGGUAUCUAUAACAGAUUCAACAACUACAACAGAAGUUAGUGCAACUCUGACAUGUGCAAAUGAUGGCACUUAUUCAUGGGGCACUACUAUCGGAAUCACCAAGCUGGCUUGUCAAUUCGAAAGUUGUACUACUCCAACUCCAUGUCAAACAUGUGACAUCAGUAAAAUUUCUCCAACGAAUCCACUCCCUGGAACCAGUUUUGUGUCAGAGGAGAAUGUAGUCAAUGGAUGCCAAGUAAUAACUGUCACAUGUAAACGAGAUGAUGGUCUAAUUUGUAGUUCUGUUGCAGUCCAGGCGGAAUUUCCCACAGGGAUAUCAGAACUCAGUUCUACAAUGAACGGCGAUUCGGCUACUUCAGUAAUAGAGUGUAAUGAGAAUGGAAAGUACUCAUACAGAGGAAUAGAAAUUACUGCAUUAUCUUGUGACUUUAUUCAGUGUCCACCUCCAUGCACCUCCUGUGAUAUCAGUACAAUUCCUCUGACCGUUCCGCCGGCGGGAACAAGUUUAAUACCACAAGAAAAUACAAUUAACGGAUGUAAAGCUGCAACUAUCACAUGCCAAAGAGAAGAUGGUCAAGUUUGUACUUCUGUUGCAGUCCAGGCAACAACUUCUACUGGUGUUUCAGAGAUUGGAUCAACAAUGGGUUUAGGAGUAGCCACUGCUGAAUUAACAUGCUCUGCAGAUGGCAAGUACACUACUGGAACGGGCACUGAAAUCACUGGACUCUCCUGUAACUUUAAUCAGUGUCCACCACCACCCUCUUGUCUUACCUGUGACAUCAACACAAUUGCUCCAAAAAAUUUACCUAUGGGAACCAGUUUCACUUCAACAACAACUAUAUUGAAUAACUGCCGAUUGACAACUAUCACAUGCAAGAGAGACGAUGGAUUAAUUUGCAGUUCUGUUGCAGUCUGGGUCACUAGUCUCUUUGGAACUUUUGCACUGCGCACCAACUAUAAUAACGAUAACGUUGCAACCACGAUAACGUGCAAUGCAAAUGGAAUAUACAGUGCUCCAAUGCUACCUGGAAUCAGUGCAAUCUCCUGUGUGUUCAAUCAGUGCCCACCAUGUAAGUUUAAUUCGAAUUCUCGCAAUAUCCUAGUGACGAUUAUGUUAUUCAUGAUAACUUAUCAGUUGUGCUUGUUCUACUACAAAAUAAUUUUCGUCGAAAUGUGUGUGAGGAUGAUACCUCCAGAAGAAGUAUCAAUUAGUACCACAGCUUCUAGUCUUCCGACAGAUGAACCUGUAGAAGUCACCACAGAAGGAACGGCCACGUCAUCAGAAACGGAUUCUCCCAGUACAGGAGUCCCGGUGACAGAUACUCCUGUGACAGAUACUCCUGUGACAGAUACUCCUGUGACAGAUACUCCUGUUACUGAUGAACCUGUCACAGAAGAUCCAACGGAUCAAUGCACGGAAUGUGAUAUCGGAGCCAUUAUGCGAGAUUCCAUCCCAGAUGUCCAGUUUGAGUUCCUAGAUACCACGGAAUCCGGCCAAUGUACAACAAACAAAGUUACAUGUAAGAGAACGGAUACAAUGAUAUGUACAGAUAUAAAGAUGUUCGCAACGACUGCAACCGGACAAGUAUCAAUAACAGAUUCAACUACUACAACAAAAGUUAGUGCAACACUCACAUGUGCAAAUGAUGGAACAGUCUCAUAG
Caenorhabditis remanei is the source of this 2034-nucleotide messenger RNA. RefSeq lists its product as uncharacterized. Bases 1 to 2034 code for a protein of 677 amino acids. The record is from RefSeq and is a predicted model, not a curated record. The transcript is spliced from 19 exons. Lineage: Eukaryota; Metazoa; Nematoda; Chromadorea; Rhabditida; Rhabditidae.